Molecule: messenger RNA, 1683 nt
Organism: Durusdinium trenchii
Lineage: Eukaryota; Dinophyceae; Suessiales; Symbiodiniaceae
Source: the annotation of a GenBank genome assembly
AUGGUCCGUGAGUUCUGUGGCACCUUGCCUCGGGCAAAAGAGUUCGGGUAUGGAAUCGGCAAAUCUCGUUGGGAAAGAGCGGGCGUGGUCGAAAAAGAGCCUCAGAGACAGCGCGGGCGGCCAAACAAAACAGAAAACAAGCAGCUCAUAGCCUUGGUUGACAAAGCUUUUGCAGAGACGUCCCAGCCAAGCAGCCGCUUGUCUUGGGACCCACGCGCGCAGGAAUGGAUGAUUGUGAAUACCUUGACGUCAGACAAGAAGGCUGUGUGGCAGAAUUGGGGCAGCCUUCAAGGAAACAUGAGUUUGUCGACCUUCUGGAGAAUUGCUAAGAAGCAUUUGCGCCACUACAAGGGAGCAGAAAGCAUCAACGACUAUUGCAUCUACUGCUAUGACUUGAAGACGAAAGUGCUGCCCCAGGUGAAGAAUCUCUUGGACACCGUGAGGAAAGAGCUUGAAGCCCUAAUGCCCGCUUAUUUCGCUCCAUGGGAUGGGUUUGAGGCGCAGGCACACCUUGCCGACAAGCCCGGCCUACACUUGCGGCUUCUCCGCCAUUACAUCGACCACCGCUCGGAGACACAGGCAUGUCGCGAACAUCGGGGAACUGAAUGGCCUUGUGGCUUGAGUCGCUUGCGAGCGAGGGGCAGUGGUUUCGCGCAAAGGUUGAGAGUCACCCUACAUGCAAAGGAGGUCGACAUAUGCGUGCAGCUGCAAGCCAUGAGCAAGCUUCUGGAUAGCUACCUAUUUCACAGAAGCGCAAAUGAGUUUCAGAAGCCGUUGCUUUUUCAGUUGCUUGCAGAGCCACCGGAAGGCGCUGUUGUCAUUUUGUCUGAUUUCAAGGAACUCGUCACCCUCCCCAUCCGCUCAACACAGACAGGAGAAGAAUUUUUCGCCAACGCGCGAAAGGAUAUUUCAGUUUUCGGGUCUAUUGUCAGUGAGCGAGCUGCAGAUGGCAAGGUUUUGUGGACAAGGGUGCUGAUCUUGUCAGACAUUCUGGAUCACACUUCAUGUCGUGCAUCCCAGUGCAUUGAGCAAGCUUUCCAGUCGCGCAGAGGCACUGCUCCAGUUGAAGUGGUUCACCUCCUUUCAGAUGCAGGCCCUCAUUUUCGGUCUUAUGAAGCUUUGCACCACUACUGCUGCAUUAUGCCUUUGAGACACAAGGCCCGGGUAUGCGUGCAUUAUGGAGUGGAGAAGCAUUUUAAGAGUGAAGCUGACCGUCUAUUUGCUUUGUUUGAAAGCUAUGUCAAAGAUGCAAGACGGCAAGGAAAGGAUUUGGUGGAAAUCACUGAUUUGUGCAAGUUCUUGCAGGAGAAGAACUUGGCACAGAGGCAAAAGGACCCCACUGCGCCCUUUUUGAUUGUCAUCAAUGAUGUUUUGUCAAAGAAGCAGCCAGUGGCAGAGAGGUUCCGUCUCACCGCAAAAGGCUUCCACAUCACCAGAACAUACUGUGUUUCCAGCGCGCCUGCGGUUCACAGGCACAGCAGACUGGGGGUGAAGAUUUUCAACCACAUCUUUUCGAACAUGGCAGCUGCAAACAACCUUUCAAGUGAGGCAGUUCUGCUUCCCAGCAAGGAUGCUUCACCUGAGUACAGGCGAGGCUUCUGGACAGAGGAAGGCCGACGAAGGUGGGAUCACGAGGUUCAGCCUUUGGGACGCACGGACGAAACAUCGCUGACCAGGCGGUAA